This is a messenger RNA of Closterium sp. Naga37s-1, 5037 nucleotides long. The record is from the annotation of a GenBank genome assembly. NCBI's taxonomy places the organism in Eukaryota, Viridiplantae, Streptophyta, Zygnematophyceae, Desmidiales, Closteriaceae.
AUGUGUCUCCACCGCCCUCUACUGCCUCCUAGCGAGGAGCAUUCCAUCCACGCCGCCCUCCCGCUUCCCACGCCAGAGUCGGUCCGGCAGCAGCUGCCAGCUGUAUUUUUGAGACGUCUCAAAAAUAGCCUCUCUACACGCCAGAGUCGGGCUGGUCCUCCAGGAGCUGAAGCAGGAGCUGGAGUGCGAGAGGUGCUUGUCCGGUUGGUCCUCCAGGGUCUGAAGCAGGAGUGGGGCGCGUUCCCAGGGAGUGACACGUGGUUACCUAACAAUGACUGUGGCGCCAUUUCACGCCCAUGGGUGGCUGUGCUUCUGAGGCGCCUCAAAAGUGGUCUCACAGGCAGCAUACCCACCAGCAUUGUCAACCUGAGAGUAGACAUCAUCAAUCUGAGCAACAACCACCUCAGAGGGCCCCUCCCACCAUCUCUCUUGGACACCGAUAAUUUUCAGGAAUUGGAUCUCUCAUACAAUCAGCUCACCGGCUCGAUCCCUACAAGCUACAGUCAGGGACUUGGAUCCAUGUUGCAACUGCGGCUGCAAGGGAAUCGCCUCACAGGCUCCAUUCCAGGGGACAUGCUGGCAGCCCUGUUUAAUUUGCAAGAGCUUCUUCUCAACAGCAACCAGCUAGCGGGCAACAUACCCAUCCAGAUCAGUGAAAUGUUCGGUCUCACACGACUAAACCUGGGGAGCAACCAGCUGACGGGAACGCUGCCCAUUGGAAUGAGCCUCCUGACACAGCUCCAGUCCCUGUCAGUAGCGAACAGCCUUAUAGGAGGCUACGUGCACGAGGCAUUAGCCAUCAUGACAACACUCACCCUGAUAGACAUUUCCAACAGCGGUAUUACAGGAACCCUUACAGACGGAAUGUCAGUCCUCCGUGAUUUGCAAGAGCUUGACCUGAGCAACAACCGUCUGCAUGGAACCAUCCCCACUCUUCUCACAGGCCUUGUCCGUCUCACCCUCCUUAACCUGCGCAACAACCAGCUGACAGGUCCCAUACUGCAGCCCAUCCCAUCAUCAGUCACCGUCUACAAUCUCGACCUCAACUACUUCUCCUCAGGCUUCUCCUCCCCACCUGACUGCUACCAAGGCUCCAUCUCCUUCCGCUUCAACUGCCUCGAAACCCCCACCCAAGGCUUUUCCUGCCCCACGCCAGCCACGCCCUCUGCUGCGGAUGCAGCGGUGCAGCGACCGGAGGAGCUCUGUGCUGCCUUCUGCGGUGUGAGUGCUACUGAUCCCCCGUGCGACGGCCAUGGCGUGUGCUAUCUGGACGGCCCCAGCAGAGUGCCCACGUGUGACUGCGAGUCUGGGUUUGUCAACGGGGAGUCUCCUGGAACCUGCGUCGUCGAAGGCAGUGAGGACCCAGUAAUCGUGCAGCCAACAGCAGCACAGACAGAAGUGAAGGGGGGGGCAGCAGUGGCAAACGACGGGAGCAUCUCGCUUACAGCCUCACAGCCCAACACGUGGGGUGCAGCGUUCCUCCAACUUCCCAUCCCACUCUUCUCCUUCUCCCUGAAAGCCGGUGCCUGUGGCCGCCCCUUGGCCUUCACCGUCUAUUUCUCCUUCUCCAUUCUCAAACCAGCCACCGCCAGCAGGGCAGCAAUGACAGCAGCAGGAGACGCAGGCGACGGAUUUGCGUUUGUGAUUGCAGCCACUGACGCUGCUACGGGUGGUAGUAGUGGCAGCAGCGAUGGCAGUGGGGGCGGCGGCAGCUUGGGGUAUGCAGGCAUGGAUGAGCGCAGCAUUGCAGUGGAGUUUGAUACUGCUAAGAGCACCGAUGCCAACGACCCAGACAACAACCACGUGGGAAUCAGUGUGAGGGGCAACACCUCUUCCAUCGCAACAGCCAAAGUGCCCUUCACUCUCAACGACGGCAGGCCAAAGCAAGCCUGGGUCGUCUUUGAACCCUCUCCUUCCUCCUCUGGCGGUGCUGCUAGUGGCAGCAGCAACAGCAGCGGGGGCAGCGCGGGGUGGCUGCGGGUGUUUCUGUCGGCCAAGGGGUCCCCUCGGCCGAGCAAGGCAGUGGUGGCGAUGCAGGUGUCGCUGUGCGAGUUCCUGCAGCCCAGUGCAGCCGAGGCAUCGUUCCUCAUGGGCUUCACUGCUUCAUCUUCUCAUUCCCCACAGCUCCACUCCAUCCUCGAGUGGAACAUCACCACAGGUCUGUGCUGUUGCUCCCUGUUGCUUCCUGCUGCCCCCCCUCCGUUCUCCUCUGCUCCGUUCUUAUUGCUGUUUCCUUCUGCUCCUUGCUUCCCGCCUAUUGCCGUGCGCUCCGCACUUGUUCCAGCACAGCUGCUGCCAUCCCCCUCCUCCAUCUGCCAGCAGUUUGGGUUCCAGUUCAGCGAGGCAUCGCUGGCACCAGUGGGGGCAAACCUGUUUUUCCGCUACGCCAGUGCGGGCGUGCAGGCACUGCUGCCAGUAGGCGGAGAAGGAGGGGAAGGGGGAAGCGGCAAGGAGGAGGAGGUGUGGGUGGUGAACCAGGCGUUCUCCUGGACCGACCAGGGGCUUUCAUGGCCCGUCCAGAACCAGGGCGCCUGCGGCGACUGCUGGGCGUACGCGGUGGUGGGCAGCAUAGAAAUGGCAUACGGCAUUCUCUCCAACCUCACCAUCGUGCCACACCUCUCAGUCACCCAGCUGCGCAGCGCCCUCGGCUCCUCAUGCUCACAGGGCAACUCGCCCUCCCAGGCCUUCCAGUACCUCGUAACUCUCAACGCCAAGAGCAAAGUGGGGCUCACGGAGGAUGGCGGGACCGGGGUGGUGGUGAGCGGGGGCGGGGCCACGAAGAGCAGCAGCCAGAGCCCUCUCUGUAGCAUGCCCAUCUUAGCUCUGCUCGCACAAGCACUUGGGAUCCCCUGUGGCAAAGGCCGGACCCCCGGACCGAGCAAGCCAUCGGGGGGGGCGUUCAGGGUGAAUGGGUUUGAGCGCACGGCGUUCCACGGCUGGUUUGGCCUGCUGCUGGCCGUGCAGCGACAGCCCGUGGUGGUGCAUGUGCAGGCCACCGUCCCCUCCUUCCUUGACUAUGAUGGGCUAUCCAAGUACGCGGACCCCUCGUGCUUCACGUACAACCUGAACCACGUGGUGCUGCUGGUGGGCUAUCGCCUCACCGGCUCAGACCCCACCUUCCCGCACAUGGCGCCACCCUUCUGGAUCAUCCGCAACUCAUGGGGCCCGGAGUGGGGCGACGGCGGGCACAUGCGGAUGGACAUCCAGGGGGGCGACGGCGUGUGUGGGAUCAACACGCUGCCUGGGAUCUACCCGGUGGUGCGCGCUGCCAAGGACCCCUGCAACGUCAACGGCACCACCAGUGGGGUGUUUGGGCCGCUCUUCAACCCCUGUGGCAACUUCACGUGCACGCCCACGCCUGAUGGGGCCAGCAACCACUGCGACUGCAACGACCCGCGAUUCGUCGAGGCGCUUCAACCAGACAACUCUCGCACCUGUGCUUACAUGGACGCGUGCAGGGCAGCGGUGCACAAUCCAUGUGCAGUGGGCACGUGUGUGAAUGAUGGCAAGGGGUCAUACUCGUGUGUUUGCCCUCCGGGCUUCAGGCAGGGCACCACUGUUGAUGGCACCUUCUCCUGUGGUCCAGGGGACUCCAGCAGCACAUACAAGGUGGUGUCGUUGGGUGUCACGUGUGCCGACAUCCACCCCGUCUACGGCCUCACUCUCGCCCACCUGCAACAACAAAAUCCUCGCUCCUCUUCUUGUCGGCACGGUGGUGAACGUGGUCCAGCCAGCCGACCUCACGCCCUGCUCUGUCUACUACACCACAUCAGAGGUCCGCGCCCUCUCUUUCUCCCUCCUCUCACUUCUACCCCUCCUCACUCUCCUCUCCCUACUCUCCCUCCUCUCCCCUCUCUCCCUCCUCUCGCUCCUCUCGCUUCUCUCCGUCCCCACCUCUCGCAUUUAUUUCUCUCCCCUGCCCCCUUCCCCCUCUCCCCCCCUGUCCCCCACCCUCUCAUCUCCUCUCAUCAUCCCCCUUGGUCCCUCCCUCUCGUCCUCCCCCCCUCCCUCCCAUCCCCCCAGGGUGACAUAUGCGAGUCACUAGCCACCUACUUCGCCCUCACAGCCGGCUGCCCCACUCCCACCGAGCCCUGUGCAGCGGCCUUCCAGGCGCUCAACCCCGGGCUGGACUGCUCUGGCAGCGGGGAGCUGCUGCCCAGCCAGGCGGUGUGUGUGGAGCGGCGGGCGGAGAGUGCAGCGGCGCUUCUCAUCCCGGUGUGUUCGCAGUUCUAUCUGGUGCAGGCCGGGGAGACGUGCGACCAGAUCCGCUCCGUGCCCUCCCCGCCGCUCUCCCCUCUCGAGUUCUUCCGCCUCAACCCCGGCAUCAAGUGCAGCCGCCUCGUGCCCAAGACUGACGUCGGCAGCCUCACAGGCUUCGAGGUCCCCCUCUGCUCUCCACUUCACCCUUCCCUCACACAACCCUCUUUCCUCCUGCCUCUCCUUUCCACAGUCCUACCAGACCUUCCCUAUGCACUUGGAUUCCCACCUUCCCCAUGCACUUGGAUUCCCACCUUCCCCAUGCACUUGGAUUCCCACCUUCCCCAUGCACUUGGAUUCCCACCUUCCCCAUGCACUUGGAUUCCCACCUUCCCCAUGCACUUGGAUUCCCACCUUCCCCAUGCACUUGGAUUCCCACCUUCCCCGUGCACUUGGAUUCCCACCUUCCCCAUGCACUUGGAUUCCCACCUUCCCCAUGCACUUGGAUUCCCACCUUCCCCGUGCACUUGGAUUCCCACCUUCCCCAUGCACUUGGAUUCCCACCUUCCCCAUACACUUGGAUUCCCACCUUCCCCGUGCACUUGGAUUCCCACCUUCCCCAUGCACUUGGAUUCCCACCUUCCCCAUGCACUUGGAUUCCCACCUUCCCCAUGCACUUGGAUUCCCACCUUCCCCAUGCACUUGGAUUCCCACCUUCCCCAUGCACUUGGAUUCCCACCUUCCCCAUGCACUUGGAUUCCCACCUUCCCCGUGCACUUGGAUUCCCACCUUCCCCAUACACUUGGAUUCCCACAUAGGUUCACACUCAGGAAUGCUUGA